CAAUUUCAGGCAUUCGCGAUCGAGAAUUUGAAUCGGCAACAACUCGUGCUUGAGCAACGAUAAAGGAAUACAAGAAUCGAAUACUAAAAAUAAGAAAGCAAGCUAGAAAGAAUUCUUUUUCUUGGCUUAAAGUAAUCAAAUAAAUAAAAAAAAAUUAAAAAAAAACACACUCGCACACAUAUACCUGGUGUAUAUAUGUACUUGAAACUCCUAUAUACUUUUGGUAUAUAUCAGUGAACAUUGUUGGUGUAGUUUUAGUGUUUUUUUGUCGGUUCGGUUUGUGGCACCAUCACAGGACUGCAAAGCGGAUAGAGUGCAUUGUUGUCUGUUUCAAGAAGUACAAAAAAAGUUCGUGAUUGUGUUAUUUGGAGGCCCAUAAGCCAGAGACAAAGAAAGAGUGAGAGCGAGAGAGAAGGAGAGUGAGCACGCCAAGAGAUCUGCAAACGGCCGUUACCAAAGUUUGUUAGCUUAACGUUCAUUCAGGCUUGCUUGUCAGUUUAAAUCGAGACGCCUUUAAUAAAAGUGUGGAAUUUUUCGAAGGAAUCAACUAACCCCCAAAAAACCAAACAAAAUCACAAAAUGAAUAAAAUCCUAAUUUGUCUGUUAAGUUUAGCGGUCCUUUCAACAGGUCAACGCAUAACCACCAUACAUUUGGAUGGUGUACAAUAUUUUAUAAGCCGUAUGAAUCCCUACUCACCUGAGCUGAAUUACUUUUUGGCCUAUCAGUAUUGUCGUUCACUGGGUCUGCAAUUGGCCUCGUUCGAGACCAAAGAGAAGGCUGAAUCGAUGACCACCUAUCUGAAGAAUGCUGGCUAUGGCAAUUAUGAUUUCUGGACUUCGGGCAAUCGCUUGGGCACGGGCAUGUUCCUAUGGAUGAGCACUGGUUUACCAUUUAAUGCUACUUUUGACUUUUUCGAAAAUACCAUUGAUGCCAUACAGGCUGGUCUCUUGGAUCCAGUGGAUCACAAUAGCAAUACAUCACCACAAAGAACUGCCAGAGACAGCAGCGGCGCCGAAAAAGGCUGUGUGAUCUUGAGACAACCCACCCUGAAAUGGAUGCCCGAAGAUUGUUCGGCUGUUAAAGACUUUAUAUGUGAACAAACUCGUUGCUAUUACUACAAUUAUGGCAGUAUUCCUGUUUCUUCAGCGCAGGGACGCCCCAUCACCACUACUACUCCUCGCAAUCUAGCCGAUUCUAUGGCUGCUGAAAAGAGAACUACUACACCCUUGCCUUUGUUGAUGUCAUCGUUUGCCAGCUCGAAAAAGACCAACCAACCCUCAUAUGUCUCAUUGAAACUGGAUCAGGAGCGAGCCUUGGAGGCCACUGUCUUGAAGGAUCAUCAUCAUCAUCAUGAAGACCAUCAUCAUGCAGCCAGCAAUUCCUAUGAACAUGAGGAGGAAGACAUUGAACAUGAUGAGGAAGAGGAAGAAGUUAGUGCCAGUGCCGGUGAAGAGGUUCAGGGACGUGAUUUGACCUCCAAUGAUGAAGGCGAACAUGAAUUGGAAGAACUUAGUGCCCAGAGUCAUGAAAAUUCGGUGGAAGAACAACAACAUCAAGAUGAACAGGAUGCAGAAAUGCAUGAGGAAAAAUCCAGUGCCCAGCCAGAAGAUGAGAAACAAAGCACUGCUGACAAUACCGCCUCUGGCUCGCAAGAACAUCCAGAAUCUGAGGAAUCUUCGGCCAUGGCUAAGGAAAAAUCUGCCGAAAUGUAUGAAACCGAAAAUCAAUCCAAUGCUGAAAUGCCCUCUGUGGAAGUGCGUCUAAAGCAAAUCUCCCAAGAAGUCGAGAAGAGGGCCAGCGAGGAAAAUCGCCAUAUACCCUCCCUAACACCUGAUCUGGAUGACAUUGGUCAUCAGUCCUUCUUAUCGCUAACUGAUCUCAUACGCACUUUGCGCCCCAAUGAUAAACAGAUAAUACCACAAAUUGAUUCGGAUUAUUCGAAUGCUAUGCGAGUUUUGGGUGAAAAAUCGGUGGCUGUCAACAGCAACAAUGAUGAAUAGUUUUCCUGCACAACCCUUAACAAACAAACACAAACUUUAAACAUAUGACCAAACAUUUUUAAAUAUUUUUUAGAUUUUUAGAAACUAAAAUUUCGAAAAAAAAAAUACAACAAUCCUUCCGAUAUUUGAGCAUCUCAAAAGAAAUAUCUCCACCUCCUCCAUGUAACAACAACACCACACACUGAAUUGAAAGUUCCUUUGAGAAUUGUUUUUAUUG
This is a messenger RNA of Stomoxys calcitrans (stable fly), 2218 nucleotides long. RefSeq lists its product as uncharacterized. Gene Ontology annotation, cellular component: external side of plasma membrane. Gene Ontology annotation, molecular function: carbohydrate binding. Bases 580 to 2001 code for a protein of 473 amino acids. The transcript has 4 exons. Gene Ontology annotation, biological process: biological process involved in interspecies interaction between organisms. The record is from RefSeq and is a predicted model, not a curated record. Lineage: Eukaryota; Metazoa; Arthropoda; Insecta; Diptera; Muscidae.